Molecule: messenger RNA, 527 nt
Organism: Capsella rubella
Lineage: Eukaryota; Viridiplantae; Streptophyta; Magnoliopsida; Brassicales; Brassicaceae
Product: mitochondrial import inner membrane translocase subunit TIM13
Exons: 2
Coding region: 60-320 (86 amino acids)
Source: RefSeq, a predicted model, not a curated record
AGGGUUUCUCAUUCACCGUCGACGCUUAGUUGAGAUUUGAGAGUGAGAGAGAGAGAACAAUGGAUUCAUACUCGUCGCCGCAGAUGGGAGGUGCUUCGCCCUCGCCCGAAGCAUUGAUGGAACAGGUCAAGACACAACUCGCUCAAGCUUAUGCCGAAGAGUUAAUCGAGACUCUGAGAACGAAAUGUUUCGACAAGUGCAUAUCGAAGCCAGGAUCAAGCUUAGGUGGGAGUGAGAGUAGCUGUGUUUCGAGAUGCGUUGAUCGAUACAUGGAAGCUACUGGAAUCAUAAGUAGAUCUCUCUUCUCCCAACAACGUUGAUCAAUCAUCAUCACUUGCCUUUUUAUUGAGUUUGGUGGGUUUUUAAGUAUAAAAACUUGUUAUUCAGAAUAGAAAUCAAGAAUUACAUUGGUUCAAAGUUGGAAGAUUUGCAACUGUCAACUUGUUAUUCGAGAAUGGUUCAAGUUUUAUAUGUUGUUAAAGUGGUUCAAACAUGUUUUUCAAUCAUAUUGUUUCAGUCAAGUUUUA